This is a messenger RNA of Mercurialis annua (annual mercury), 656 nucleotides long. RefSeq lists its product as uncharacterized. NCBI's taxonomy places the organism in Eukaryota, Viridiplantae, Streptophyta, Magnoliopsida, Malpighiales, Euphorbiaceae. Gene Ontology annotation, molecular function: zinc ion binding. The transcript has 2 exons. Bases 153 to 656 code for a protein of 167 amino acids. The record is from RefSeq and is a predicted model, not a curated record.
UAGGAUAAGUACCUUAGGUGAUUAUGUAAAAUGUUGACCUUAUCGUUGCUAAAAAACAAUAGACAAACAUAAACUGUUAUAAACUGUUAUAGACGUGACACCUUUCCAUUUGUGUCGAUUUUAGGGUUCUUUCUUGUGUCGAUCUCCUAAUUAUGGCCGAAGGAUUUUCAGAAGAGGAUUAUGUAGAUGGAUUCCCUGUGUGCAAUGUUCCUAAAUGCAAAUGCGGAUUGGAGGCGAAGGUCAUGGUGUGUUGGACUGAAAAGCAUCCUGGGAGGCGAUUCUUUCGAUGUCCAAAUGCUAAGAUGCGGGUGAAUCGAUGCCCCUUCUUCAUGUGGUAUGACGAGGAAUAUGCUCCUCACCUGAAGCACAUGUUGUAUACUAUGAAGAGAUCAAAUGGAGAGCUACAGAAAGAAGGGGAAAAGCUCAGAGGAGAUGUAUUCGAGCUGAAGCAUUUGAUUGACAGAGCAAGUAUAAUUGAUGCAAUUGAAGUGGAGGACGAGCUUCUUAAAGCUGCUAACAAAAUUGAGGGGAUGGAGCUGGAGCUAACAGACUUGUAUGCUGCAAAUAGGGGACUGCAGAUGGAGAUUAGAGAAUUGAAGAAUGAACUCACAGCUGCUCGGAUUAGAGAAAAUAAUAGGGGAACUGAAGGCUUAUAA